Molecule: messenger RNA, 765 nt
Organism: Strongylus vulgaris
Lineage: Eukaryota; Metazoa; Nematoda; Chromadorea; Rhabditida; Strongylidae
Source: the annotation of a GenBank genome assembly
ACCUUCAUAGACAAGAAAGCUGAUCAAGGGAAAUUUUUUAUUGAAUACCAACUUCUCACGAUGGCUGCAAUAACUUUGAAAGAAUACAGUGAGAAAAUCCAGCACGUUGCUCUACAAAAGUGUUUAUUAAAUUUGAUGUGUCGCAUGAAGCCAAUGAGUGCUGAGCGGCAGGCUCUGAUCUCGGCUAUGGCUGUGACUUUAGCUAGUGGCCAAGCAACCUGGGAUCCUUAUUAUGUCACUGCUUUUCUCCAUGAUUCACUUGGGGAUCGAAAUUGGGUAAAUAAGCCAAACACUUCGUUUAUCUCAACGCAAAUUAUCAAGUCGUUAGGGACCAUUUACCCUACAAAGGAUAUGUUCACUUCUUGUAAUCUGGAAAUUGAUGUUGAUUUUAUCCCAGAUGGCCUAGCCAUUGCGUCUGAUCGAUACCCAUCUCCUCAAGCAAAGGAGGAAAUCGCUACAAUAGCUCUCAACGCACUAGCUCCUUGGUGGGAGCUGCGUGCUGACAUGACACCGAUGCUUUUCUUACGUGCUUUAGCACCUCUUAUGGCACUUCCGGAUGUUAGAUUCAAUGUGGUGAAGAGGAUUGAUGGGUGGCUACAACAUGUCAAACUUCAACGUCUGGCCAUGCAGCUUUUGAUCCUUGUUGGUUUAAACUAUGGAAAUGCAUCUGACUCAGCACAGGAGAAAUCAAUUCUUGCUCGACUGCUUCAGAUGAGGAUGUUGAAAAAUAAAAAUGUAAGGCUUGCUAAUUUUUUUUGCUCAUAG